GCCACGGAACACUAUCUUAUCGGACGCAAUGUUUUCGAUGAAACCAUCCUGCAUAAUGCGCUUACGAUUUUAUCGAAUGAGCUACAACCAAACAUCGUUCUACCUGAUGCAUCUCCCGAAUACCGCAAAAGCUUAGCGAUAUCGCUAUUCUAUAAAUUUAUUCUAAUCGUAGCAUCGGAAAAAUCCAUCCCCAUAAAACCAGAACUUAUUUCAGGAGCAAAGCUUUGGGAACGCCCGCUAUCAAGUGGAUUACAACAGUUUGAAACGAUCCCCAAAAAUUGGCCUCUAACCAAAGACAUUCCAAAACUUGAAGGAUUAGCUCAAACAUCAGGAACGUCCCAGUUUGUCAAUGAUAUACCUGCCAUGCCUAAAGAACUGUAUGCUUGCUUCGUCUUGGCAUCAAAAGUGAACGCAAGAAUUCUAGAAAUAGAUAGUACUGAAGCAUUGAACAUCCCAGGAGUGAUAGCAUUUUACACCGCAAAGGACAUUCCCGGUCAAAACGAAGUGAUGCCGUUCAAAGAUAUUUGUCCGGAGAAGGAGGAAAUUUUUUGCAGUGACAAAGUUUUGUAUCACGGACAGCCCGUGGGAGUGAUUAUCGCUAAGACUUUUGAAUUAGCUAAAACGGCCAGCAAACGGGUGCUGAUAACCUAUACCGAUGUCCAGAAUCCUAUUUGUACUACCAUCCAGAAAAUUAUUGAGCACAAUCAAAAUGAUCGCAUUAUUGAGGUAGAUCACGGAUUCGAAGGUCCAAAUUAUCAACAAUCCACCGAAGGACCUUUGAAAGUAACUGGCGAAUUAGAUCUAGGAGUACAGUAUCACAAUUAUAUGGAGACACAAAGUUGUAUCUGCGUACCAGUUGAAAACGAGAUGGAUAUCUAUCCGUCUACCCAGUGGAUAGAUCUCAUUCAGAUAGCAAUAUCCCAAAUGCUCAACGUUUCAGAAAAUCGUCUCAACAUCCAUGUGCGUCGCUUAGGAGGUUCUUACGGAGGCAAAGCCAGUCGAUCCGUUGUUGUGGCGUGCGCAUGUGCGCUAGCAGCUCAUCUUUCAAAGCGGCCUGUUCGAAUGGUAUUAAGCCUUGAAGAUAACAUGGCAGCAAUUGGAAAGCGCUAUGGAUGUCACUCAAAAUACGAGGUUAGUUUCUCAAGCCAAGGGAAAAUUGAGAAGCUGUACAAUAAGUUCAUUCAUGAUUCUGGCUCUUCGUACAACGAAACUCCUUUCUAUAUUAACAAUUACUAUCCGAAUUGUUACGCAAAUGACAGUUACAAAAUAGACGCAUUCAAUGCACGAACAGACAUUGCCAGCAAUACCUGGUUACGAGCUCCAGGAUCGGUGGAGGCAAUUGCAAUGAUCGAAACUAUCAUGGAGCACGUGGCUCACAAAACAGGAUUAGAUCCAUUGGAUGUCCGUAUGGCCAACAUGGCUCAAGGGUCUAAGAUGAUUGAACUUCUUCCAGAGUUUCGUACCGAUGUCGAGUAUGAUAAUCGGAAGGCUGAAAUAGAUCGUUUCAACCGUCAAAAUCGUUGGCGUAAACGAGGCAUCGCCGUUGUUCCGAUGAAAUAUCAGAUGACUUAUUUGGGAGCGUUACACGUCAUUGUGUCCAUCUACCACGGAGACGGGACAGUUUCUAUUGCUCACGGUGGAAUCGAGAUGGGCCAGGGGUUGAACACAAAAGCCGUUCAAGUGGCAUCCCACACUCUUGGAAUACCAAUGGAAAUGAUCAGCAUAAAGCCAACGAACAAUUUGAUAUCACCAAAUGCCGUUUGUACUCAGGCGAGUUAUACUAGCGAAGCGGUCGGAUACGCAAUCAAAAAGGCGUGCGAAAUGCUCCUGGACCGGAUUCGUCCAAUUCAGAUGAAAAUUAAAGAUCCGUCCUGGACCUCCGUAAUAUCGCAAUCAUAUCGUGAAAACAUAAACCUCAGUGCAACAUACAUGUACAAGGAAUCGGAACUGGAGCCGUACAUUGUUUGGGGACUUAGCUGUUCUGAAAUCGAGAUAGACGUCCUUACUGGAAAUUUGCAGAUCAUUCGUGUAGAUAUCCUUGAGGAUACGGGAGAAAGUCUGAGUCCUGGAAUUGAUGUCGGUCAAAUCGAGGGUGCAUUCGUCAUGGGAUUGGGCUACUUUCUAACGGAAAAGCUGGUUUAUGAUCAGAUCAGUGGCGAACUGCUUACGAACCGUUCUUGGAACUAUAAGCCUCCAGGAGCCAAAGAUAUUCCGAUCGAUUUCAGAAUUCGGUUCCUUCGAAAUAGUCCAAAUCCGGCGGGCGUCCUGCGAUCGAAAACUACUGGUGAACCGGCUUCGGUUAUGAGUGUGGUGGUUUUGUGCGCCAUACGCAAUGCGUUGCUGUCGGCUAGACAAGAUGCUGGAAUUGAUGCGGAUCAGUUGUGGGUACCGUUGGGAGCGCCUACAACACCUGAAGAUAUUCACCAAUUGGCAGGGAAUACAAUAGCACAAUACAAACUAAAUUAAUAAUAAUUUAUUAAACACAGAAUAUACGAAAUUUUCUUGUAUAAA
Molecule: messenger RNA, 2511 nt
Organism: Aedes albopictus (Asian tiger mosquito)
Lineage: Eukaryota; Metazoa; Arthropoda; Insecta; Diptera; Culicidae
Product: aldehyde oxidase 3-like
Molecular function (GO): iron ion binding; oxidoreductase activity; FAD binding
Source: RefSeq, a predicted model, not a curated record